UGCACUGAUCCUACAACCCAAUCGUCAUCCAACCUCCAGAUCACAGAUGUCUUUACGCUCGGUGAGCCAUUCCACCCUCUCAAGCUCAGACUCCAGUCUUCAGCCGGGUGUGAGAAAUACGAAGUGGAGGAGCAACGCACCGAGAAUGAGCACUGGUGCUCGCCAGAUCAAUACGACGGCACAUUCGACGGAUUCACCGCAGAUCACUUCUCGUCGCUGUGGAACGUCAGCGGUCCAGCCAAAGCGUACGCUAUCCAAACACACUACACGCGCUUGUCCGAGUGCUAA
This is a messenger RNA of Sphaeroforma arctica JP610, 288 nucleotides long. RefSeq lists its product as hypothetical. Lineage: Eukaryota; Ichthyosporea; Ichthyophonida. The record is from RefSeq and is a predicted model, not a curated record. The transcript is spliced from 2 exons. The annotation marks the transcript as partial.